GUUCAAUGUUAUUUUGAUUUGUGGAGUCAGUCCAUCAAGUAAAUCAGUAAAUUCAGGUCCCGUCAGCAAGGAUGGCAGGGGCCAACAAAAAUGCGUCCCCGAGUUCUCUUUACGCGGAUUUGAAUCGCCAUGGAGCUAAUGGAGAUUACGAGCGAGCUCUCAAAGUUUGCAAUCGAUUGCUGCACGAGUUUCCUGAUGAAGAGAAAGCUUUUCACUGCAAGCUGGUGUGCUUCAUUCAAACAUCAAAAUUCCAAGAGGCUCUCCAGGCUAUAAACAAAAGCUCAAAGUUUUCUGGCAACUUUUCUUUUGAAAAGGCCUAUUGUCAGUACAGACUAAAUUUGCCUAAGGAUUCUCUCGACACCAUCAACGCAGCUGGACCUCUUGACCAAAAGUUGAAGGAGUUGAAAGCCCAAGUUCUUUACCGACUGGAAGACUUUGAAACAUGCUUCGAUGUUUAUCGUGACAUCAUCAAAUCCAACGCUGAUGAUUACGAGGAUGAGCGAGAGACAAAUUUGGCAGCAGUAGUUGCUAAUUUGAGCAUUGAAGGAUCGAAAAGGGACUUGCCUACUUUGCGAGAAUCUUCUUACGAACUUGUCUACAACGCUGCUUGUCGGCUUUUGGGCACUGGACAGCUGCAGGAGGCUGAAAAGAAACUGAAGCAGUCUGAGAAAAUGUGCAGAGAGUCUUUGGUAGAGGAUGGUGUCGCUGAAGAGGACAUCGAAGACGAAAUUAGUAUCGUCAACGUCCAGUUGGCAUUCUGCCUUCAGCAAAUGGGCAGAGAGAAAGAGGCCCAGGUGAUUUACAACAAGGCCCUAAAGCAGAAACCUGACGACAUUGCCCUAGUUGCCAUUGCCAGCAACAACUUGGCCACUCUGAACAGAGAAGGCAAUUUGUUUGACAGCAAGAAGCGCCUCAAAAGUGCCACUGCCGACGGCUUGGAGCACAAACUGACCCACAGGCAGCGCAAGGCCAUCGCCAUAAACCAAAGUCUGCUGGCCGCUCUCACAGGACAGUCGGAGCAGUGUGCCUCUCUCUGCGACAAAGUGGCCAAGCAGUAUCCGUCCUCUCGGGAGGAGUUGGUCUUGAUCAGAGCAACUGCCCUGGCCAGGGACGGAAAGGUCGGUGAUGCUGGAAAGCUGCUGCAAAACGAGAGCAAGCAGUAUCCCAAGAGGAAACUUGAACUUCAAUUAGCUGCUGUGCAAAUGCACCUUGCCGAGGGUGAUAGGAAGACAGCUUGUGACGUUCUCAAGAAUAUGGGAGAUUCGACCUUCUGUCCAGGAGUGGUCAGUGCACUGGUCACUCUCUACUUGGCCAACAAUGACAGGGCCUCUGCCUCGUCAGUUUUGAAAGAUGCUGUGGAGUGGUACAGAAAGAAUAAGACCGGCUCUCAGUCAAACCUAAGCAUGCUUUGGAGACAAGCUGCUGAUUUCCACCUUCGAGGGGGAGAGCCCCAAGUGGCCGCUCGCAGUCUUGAAGAGCUGCUCAAAAUUAAUCCCUCUGACAUGAAAACUUUAGCCCAGCUUGUUAUUGCUUAUGCCCAGUUUGAUCCUAAGAAGGCUCAGGAGUUGAGCAAGAAGCUGCCACCAGUUGGCGAACUGUCACAAAGCACUGACAUUGAUGCCUUGGAGACAUCCAGCUGGAUUAUGGGUACCAAGGUGAUGAAGAAGGUGACAACGAAGGUGGAAGCCAGUCCAAUGACAGGCGAUCUCACUUCUAAGAAAAAGAAGAGAAGGAAGCGUCCUGGAAAAUUGCCCAAGAACUACAUUGCAGGUGCUACUCCCGACCCAGAACGCUGGUUGCCAAGAUACGAGCGCUCUGGAUACAAGAAAAAGAAAGACAGGCGUGUGAAAGAACAACUCAAAGGCUCUCAAGGAACAGCUUAUGGAGCCAGUGAACAAUUUGACAUGUCGGGACGUGUGCCUGCUGCAAAGGCAUCUCCGCAAACCCAUGCCAGUCCUGAUGCUGUUCCCCGAGGUUACCAGAAGAAACAACAGCAGAAGAAAAAGAAGGGUAAAGGAAAGUGGUAAUUUUGCUUUAUGAAUAAAAUUUGUUGCAAAAAAGAAUACUGGU
Neocloeon triangulifer is the source of this 2070-nucleotide messenger RNA. RefSeq names its product signal recognition particle subunit SRP72 (gene Srp72). Gene Ontology annotation, cellular component: signal recognition particle, endoplasmic reticulum targeting. The transcript is spliced from 11 exons. Lineage: Eukaryota; Metazoa; Arthropoda; Insecta; Ephemeroptera; Baetidae. The record is from RefSeq and is a predicted model, not a curated record. Bases 72 to 2027 code for a protein of 651 amino acids. Gene Ontology annotation, molecular function: ribosome binding; 7S RNA binding; protein binding. Gene Ontology annotation, biological process: SRP-dependent cotranslational protein targeting to membrane.